Molecule: messenger RNA, 1823 nt
Organism: Phragmites australis (common reed)
Lineage: Eukaryota; Viridiplantae; Streptophyta; Magnoliopsida; Poales; Poaceae
Exons: 3
Coding region: 346-1488 (380 amino acids)
Source: RefSeq, a predicted model, not a curated record
ACCCAAAGCCAACCCAGGUCGCUCGGUCAGCACCUCCUGGAGAGCAGAGGAGAAGAAGAACCGCGGCCGAGUCCUGAGCCCCUGAGAAGACGCGCAGAAACACAACGAAACCCCGUGGAAUCGGUGGGGCUCAGAUAAUCUGUCGCCGCUAACCCUUCCCUUCCAUUCCAUUCCAUCCCUUCCCUCCCAGCCGCGCCGCGCCGCGCCGCGACGGUUGUUCCACCGGCCGGUUUCCUUCCCCACUCCCUUUCCUUUUUAAAAGAAGAGGCUCUGCCUCCUCUCCUGCCAAGAAGACAAGACGAGGGAUCGAGACGUCGAGCGUUGCUGGAGAGUAGGGAGGGGUUCAUGCUGGGUGCGAAGAUGAAGAGCGGGGAGAUGAGCAGCAUUAGCCCGCUGGUGUCCUUCAUGCUGGGCGCCGCCAUGGCCACCGUCUGCGUCCUCUUCUUCAUGUCCGCCAGCCCCGGCGGGCGCCUCCUCGACAUCUCCGCCUUCAGCAACAGGAACGGCACCGCCGACCAGGAGGAGCUGCUCUCCUCCGUACAGCAGGCCGGGGUGGCCGACGGCAUCGCCGAGACGACGGCGGCCGAGGCCACUGCAACGCCGGCUCCGACUCCUGCACCCGUCGAGGCUCCGUCGCCGUGGGGCGACCUGGAGGAGGUGCUCCGGCGGGCGGCGACCAAGGACCGGACGGUGAUCAUGACGCAGAUCAACGCGGCGUGGACGCGCCCCGGGUCGCUGCUGGACCUCUUCUUCGAGAGCUUCCGGCUGGGCGAGGGCGGCGUGGCACGGCUGCUGGAGCACCUGGUGAUCGUGACCAUGGACCCGGCGGCGUACGAGGGCUGCCAGGCGGUGCACCGCCACUGCUACUUCCUCCGCACGGCCAACGGCGUCGACUACCGCUCCGAGAAGAUGUUCAUGAGCAAGGACUACCUCGAGAUGAUGUGGGGCCGCAACCGCUUCCAGCAGACCGUCCUCGAGCUCGGAUACAACUUCCUCUUCACGGACGUAGACGUGAUGUGGUUCCGGGACCCGUUCCGUCACAUCUCCAUGGCGGCGGACAUCGCCAUCUCGAGCGACGUGUUCAUCGGCGACCCCUACAGCCUGCACAACUUCCCCAACGGCGGGUUCCUCUUCGUGCGGUCGUCGGAGAAGACGAUCGAGUUCUACCGCGGGUGGCAGCAGGGGCGGUGGCGCUUCUUCGGGAAGCACGAGCAGGACGUGUUCAACCUCAUCAAGCACGAGAUGUCCGCCAAGCUCGACCUCAGCAUCCAGUUCCUCGACACCCAGUACAUCAGCGGCUUCUGUCAGCUCAGCAAGGACCUCAACAAGAUCUGCACCCUCCACGCCAACUGCUGCGUCGGCCUCGGCGCCAAGCUCCACGACCUCCGCGGCGUCCUCGGCGUCUGGAGGAACUACACCACCGGCUCCGCCGACGAGCGCCGCGCCGGGAAGUUCCAGUGGAAGCUCCCAGGCAUCUGCAUCCACUGAUCGAAUCGAUCGACCUCGUCGUUGAGGCAUGCAGCUCUAGCCAGGUCCGAUCUCCACUCGCUCGUUCGCUCGUUCAGGUGGCCGGCCGACUGAUUACCUGGUCCACUCUUUUCUCGGCUUCUUCGCGUAAAAGCUGAGGAAAUCGGGAGGUAGAAUUGAUUCGUUUAAUUUGUGAAAGCUAGAUGAGUAGGAUCGUUGAGUUAUACCGCUCCAUAUGUAUGUACACAGCACAGCCUAUCUAUGUAUCCUUGCUCUACCAUGUAAAGAUGAAUGCAACACCGCUUAAUUAUUGCUUUCAGGUUUAAAAAAUCUCGUGUUGGAUGAGAGCAAACAAA